Topomyia yanbarensis is the source of this 1401-nucleotide messenger RNA. It is a transcript of the gene Ak2, whose product is annotated as adenylate kinase. The transcript is spliced from 3 exons. Gene Ontology annotation, cellular component: cytoplasm; mitochondrion. The coding region runs from base 178 to 900 and encodes 240 amino acids. The record is from RefSeq and is a predicted model, not a curated record. Lineage: Eukaryota; Metazoa; Arthropoda; Insecta; Diptera; Culicidae. Gene Ontology annotation, biological process: ADP biosynthetic process. Gene Ontology annotation, molecular function: AMP kinase activity; ATP binding.
GGACGUCACAGCACACCUUUUUGGACAGGCAUCGUCUUUCUUUUCAGUCGCUUCGCAGUGCAGCACGGAUGUGAAAGAUUGCUUUGAGUUCAAUCCCUCCGUAAAAACCAGCAUACUUUCUACAUCCAAUAGCUCGUCAAUUUCUAGUGGCGCUCCUUUAGUUCGAUACGGUGAAAGAUGGCCCCAAACGCAGCGGAAACGAAACCGAAACCCGCUCAGGGAUCAAUCGGUAUAAAUGCCAUUCUUUUGGGACCACCCGGAUCGGGCAAAGGAACACAGGCCCCACUGCUGAAGGAAAAAUUCUGCGUGUGCCACCUGUCCACCGGUGAUAUGCUGCGCGCGGAAAUUUCUACCGGUUCCAAACUUGGCGCACAGCUGAAGAAAGUCAUUGACGAGGGUAAACUGGUAUCGGACGAUUUGGUCGUUGACAUGAUCGAUUCCAACCUCGACAAGCCGGAGUGCCGCAAUGGAUUCCUGCUGGACGGAUUUCCUCGAACCGUGGUACAAGCAGAAAAGUUGGACAAUCUGUUAGAUAAACGUCAAACUGCUUUGGAUGCCGUGGUGGAGUUUGGCAUAGACGAUAGUUUGCUCGUGCGUCGGAUUACCGGUCGAUUGAUCCACCAGGCUAGUGGGCGAUCUUAUCACGAGGAAUUUCACCCACCGAAGAAACCAAUGACAGAUGACGUUACUGGAGAGCCGCUGAUGCGCCGUAGCGAUGAUAAUGCUACUGCACUAAUUAAACGCCUUGAUGCAUACCAUACACAAACCAAGCCACUGGCGCAAUACUAUGCCCUGCGCGGGCUGCAUUUUAAAAUUGAUGCAUCGAAAAGUUCGUCCGAGGUGUUUGCUAACAUUGAUAGCAUUUUCAUGAGGCAGAAACAAGCACGGAUGGCCCUUUAAUUAAUUAUUGCAUAUAGAACAGCAUUUGCAUCAGCCUCUAUCACGCCACCUGAGAUAAUCUAUUGAACCGAUUAUUAAUAUCUGGAACAACCAUAGAGCUACCUUAUCGAACCCGCGAGCCGGGCUAAAGUUUUAAAGUGACAACUAUGUUUCCUACCUAGACAUAGAGUUUUUUUUCCGGGAUCCAAUGACAGAUGGGUUCCCGUUCCGGGCAUUAGACAGUGGCAACCCCCCCCAGAAACAAGAUUUCGCGGGGUAAUUGUAUUUAAAAUACCUGAACAGGCAUAUUCUAACAAAGAGUAAUGUACUUCAUAGUCUCUAAUCAAAACAUGACGGAGUAGCGAUCAGUGGUUACGGAAGCGGUAGGAUUAAUCAGAAAGACGUAUCCAGUAUAAGACCAUGCUUGUUAGCAAGCAGAAGAACCUAAUAUCAUAAGUGACAAAAUGUGUAGUGAGAAGAUAUCUUUAAUAGAUAAAAUAAAUGUGCGGUUCAGUUGAAGAA